Stegostoma tigrinum is the source of this 6574-nucleotide messenger RNA. RefSeq names its product serine/threonine-protein kinase WNK3-like. Lineage: Eukaryota; Metazoa; Chordata; Chondrichthyes; Orectolobiformes; Stegostomatidae. Gene Ontology annotation, biological process: intracellular signal transduction; monoatomic ion homeostasis; protein phosphorylation. Gene Ontology annotation, molecular function: chloride channel inhibitor activity; protein serine/threonine kinase activity; potassium channel inhibitor activity. Gene Ontology annotation, cellular component: cytosol; cytoplasm. The transcript has 23 exons. The coding region runs from base 2000 to 6568 and encodes 1522 amino acids. The record is from RefSeq and is a predicted model, not a curated record.
CUCGAGCGCGCAGGCGGCGGGCGAAGAAGAAGGAGGCGGCGGCGGCUGCUGCUGCUGUGUCCUCAACCGCUUCAAAUAAUAAAACAGAACGAAAACUUUUUUUUUUAAAAAAGCAAAAGAAACAGAAAGUGGAGGGGUGGUAAAAUAGAGAAAAAAAAAUCCUCUUUUCCUUCGAUGCUUCUUGAUAUUCCCCCCUCACUGGGGUUGAGCGCGGGUCUCUUGUGUCGAAGGCCCUUGUUGCAGCUCGCUUUCCCCCUUUAUCUUUUGGAAGGCAAUAUAAAACGUUAAUUAAUCUUUAACUAGUUCCCCCCCCUUCCCGUUUUUAUUUGUUUUAUUCAGUCAUGAAGGUGUGUGCUUUUACCAGGAAGCAUAGGCUCAGCUGCAAGGAUCUCUGACGCUCCCCCCCUUUCCAAAAUUUUCUUCCCCCUUUUAAUUUACUCAAUUUAUCUUCAUUAAUUUCCUAAUUCAUUUCUUACCGCCCCCCCCUUGUUAAUUUCAAUCCCUCCCUCCCCCCCCCCACUCUCUCUACCUCCUUCAAACCUCAACCCCACCAAAAACUCAUGAAGCUCAGAUCCGCUGAGGAGCAGUGACUAAAUCUUCAGUUUCUUUUUAAAAGAAAGUCUUCCCUCCGUCCACGUUGUCCUUAAACAUUUCAGAAGAAAUGAAGGUAAAAUCUCUGAGGGGGAAGGUGUCAGUUGUGUUGAAGUUUUUCUAAAGUUCUUAGAAUUUUAUUGGGAUUUCUAUCCCCCUUCUAUUCUUUUUAAAAGAAGUGUAAUGUUUGCCCUCUGUUUUCCUUUAGAAAUCUUCUAGGAGAAAUGAAGGAAAAGACUCUGUGGAAGAGGUAGAGAGAGUAAAUUUUCUUCCUCCUUUAAAUUCUUUAUUUAUUUUUGUCAGCAUUGUUAUUUAUCUCUUUUUUCCCCCUUUAUACUGAAAAAGUCCUUUAUUGUGAUUUUCACCCCUUUCCUGCAUCACUCCUCAGUUUCUCCUUUUCUCAGCCCUUUAGAAACUUUCUCGGACAAAUGAAGGCAAAACCUCCAAAGAGGUAGAGGGAAUUAACUUUCUCAUUCUUUAUUUUCCUGCUUUUGUUUUUGAAAAGCCUUUCUUUCCACCCUUUUUCCCUUUAGAUAUCUUAAGGAAACCUCUGGGACAAGUGAAAGAAAGAACUUUGAAGAAUAAGGGGAGGCAGUACAUGGUCUUAAAAUUUUGUGUGCAUGAGAUUCUUUCCUUCGCACCCUGCCUUGUUUCUUUUUCCUUUUCCAACACACUUUUUUCACUGAGAGAAUUUUUCUCCAAAAGAAACCUCCCAGAACAAAUCAAGGAUAAGACCCUGAGGGGAGAGAGGGAGUAAACAGUCCUUAAAUAAUUUUUGUAUUGUGGUUCCCACCUUCACUUUUUGCAGCUGAAGGAAAGCUGCCGAUCAUUAUUUUAAAUAAAAAUCUCUGGAGAAAGUUGCAGGACAGCAAAAGCUCUGAGAAAAGGCCUUUUAUUAAUGUUAUUUUUCACAACCCCCUUUAAAUUUCUGCACUCCCAUUCAUCAGUGUGGCCCUCUGCUUAAAACAAAUUCCAUGCCUGCAAGAAUGGAUUCAGACUGCGGGUCCUGGGCUGCUUUGAGACCCGUCCUUUGCAGCGCGUGUGCCUUCUUGUAUUUAUCUGCCUUUUGUUUUUAUGAUAUUUGAAAAGUUGCGUCUCGGCUGUGGAGGUGGAGUUUUGUAUUUGGGAAGGUCGACAGUAGCUUAGAAUGUGGUGUCCUGUGACUGUCCAUCACCUGAUUGAAAUCUGAAGAGGAAGGCUGUGCUUUUAUUUUUCCGAAGGGCAAACCGUGUCUGAGUGUCAGUCGAGAUGGCGGUGUCGAAGGUGCCAAGGAACUGUUCAGCGGCCAUAUCUUAAGUUAAAGGACCAGCUUCGGAGAUCAUCCGACCUUGACAACAGUGGGGGAGAAAGAGGUCUCUCUUUCUUUCAGAAUCCCCGAAAUUUUCUGUUUUUUCGUUUCUUCGGAGUGAUGGCCACGGACCCAGGAGACCCUGCCGGCCCAGAGGAUUCCAGCAAACCGGGAGGGGUACCCACCAGCUCUGGGCAGGCGCCUACUGGCUUGGGUUCGUCCCCCAUGCCUGGCAAGAUGGAGAAGGCUGGUGACAGCACCCCCCCUGGCCUCCAGGUGCAACCGGAACAGGGUGCCGAGAACCACCGCUUCGUGCGCAGGAGUGUGGAGCUGGUCGACCGGGAACAGGCGGGAGGCCGACAGCCUGAUAGCCAGGCCUGCCCGUGCACCCCCGAGGGCCGGAGUGAGCUGGCAGCUCCCCGGGGGCCCGCCCCAGAGGGCCCCAGGGAGGUGGCCCGCGAGAGAACGGAGAAGGAGAACGAGGAGGAGGCUGAGAUGAAGGCAGUCGCCACCUCUCCAGGAGGCCGCUUCCUGAAGUUUGACAUUGAACUCGGACGAGGGGCUUUUAAGACAGUGUACAAAGGCCUGGAUACAGAGACCUGGGUCGAGGUUGCUUGGUGCGAACUGCAGGACAGGAAGCUUACCAAAGCCGAGCAGCAGCGAUUCAAAGAGGAAGCUGAAAUGCUGAAGGGUUUGCAGCACCCGAACAUCGUGCGGUUUUACGAUUCCUGGGAGUCAACACUGAAAGGGAAGAAAUGCAUUGUGCUGGUCACAGAGCUGAUGACGUCAGGAACCUUAAAGACAUACUUGAAGCGGUUCAAGGUGAUGAAGCCGAAGGUGUUGCGCAGCUGGUGCCGGCAGAUCCUGAAGGGCUUGCACUUCCUCCAUACCCGCACACCGCCCAUCGUCCAUCGGGAUCUGAAGUGCGACAAUAUCUUUAUCACUGGACCCACCGGAUCAGUUAAGAUCGGCGAUCUGGGCCUCGCUACCUUAAUGCGCACGUCCUUUGCCAAAAGUGUUAUUGGCACUCCAGAGUUCAUGGCCCCGGAGAUGUACGAGGAACACUACGAUGAGUCGGUUGAUGUUUACGCCUUUGGAAUGUGCAUGCUGGAGAUGGCUACCUCUGAAUACCCUUACUCAGAGUGCCAGAACCCUGCCCAGAUCUAUCGCAAAGUCACCAGCGGCAUCAAGCCAGCGAGCUUCAGCAAAGUCAGUGACCCCGAAAUCAAAGAAAUUAUCGAAGGAUGUAUCCGGCAGAACAAGACGGAAAGGCUGGCCAUCAAAGACCUGCUGAGCUAUGCCUUCUUUGCCGAGGACACCGGCCUGCGGAUUGAGCUGGCCAAGGAGGAUAGUGGGCAGGACACCUCGCUGGCCCUGCGGAUCUGGGUGGAGGACCCCAAGAAGCUGAAGGGCAAGCACAAGGAUAAUGAGGCCAUUGAGUUCAGCUUCGACCUGGAGCGGGACACCCCUGAGGAGGUGGCACAGGAAAUGGUCAAGUCGGGGUUCUUCCACGAGAACGACUCCAAGCUACUGUCCAAGUCCAUCCGAGACCGGGUCUCAUUCAUCAAGAGGAAGCGGCAGAGGACGCAGCAGAUAAAGGAGGUGGAGGAGCGCCGCGAGCAGGAGGGGCAUGAGAGGCAGCGGUCCCAGAUCGAGCAGUCCGCCACCGGCUGGCAGCCCAGCCUGCCGGAGUCUGAGGAUCCUGAGGUUGACCAACACGCGCAGCAGAGCAAGCUGCUGAAGGGCACCACCUCACUGGACGCCGUUGCUGAUAGCGGCCUGGGACCCGCAGCCUGUUCUGAAUCUCGGGCAGGAGCUGUGGGGCACACCAUGGUCUCAGAGGAAAACCUGGGCCCACUGCACCUGUCCUCGGGCUCGAGUGUGGAGUCUCAUCCCCCGUCUGUGAGCCUCCAGCCAUCUCAGCAGCAGCAGCAAGUGGUGGGCAGCUACCCGCAAUCCAUUGUGCCCGCCCCGCACCAGGUGAACCCCGAGCCACAGCGACCGGCAAGACACGGGCAGGAUCCUCUUGGCGGGACCCCUGACGCCGUGAAGGAGGGGUCCAAUGGCAGCGAACCGGCAAACGGGAAGCCGGAGAAAGCUCAGAAGCCCCCACUGCGGAGGACGUCGUGCACUCGCGACCGUCUGGACAGGUCCACCAAGUUCCAACUGACUGUCCUGCAGGUUUCCAAUGUGGGAGACAAUAUGGUGGAGUGUCAGCUCGAGACCCAUAACAACAAAAUGGUCACUUUCAAGUUUGAUGUGGACGGCGAUGAUCCAGAAGACAUAGCUAUUUACAUGGUGGAAAAUAACUUCAUGCUAGAAGUUCAGAAGCCGAAGUUCAUCGAGGAAAUGCGAGCUAUCAUUACGAGUUCCCAGGAAAUGCUGAGAAACUCGGUGGAGGGUGAGCGGGGUACAGACGUGGCUGCCCAUUACCCCCCGGCCGACCUGGGUCAGUCCGACAGUGGGGCGCAUGUGGGUGCAGAGCAGCUGCAGAUGAACCAAGCAAUCUCUCAGACGUGCGGUGAAGGAAUCCAGCAGUCGUCUUCUGUUGGCCGCUGGCGAUUUUUCAUCAACCAGAAGAUAAAGAGCCGUGAGGCGGAUGGGCAGGUGGAUGUGGCACACCAGGGCCCACUAACCCAGACCCAGACAGAGGCGGAUGCUGACAAUCUGAGCCAAGAAAUGAGCCAGUUGACAACCUCCAACUCCCUGGAGGACAUCAAGCAGAUUCCCCUGGACUGCUCGGUGACCAGCGCAGACCAGCUGGACCAGUCAGUGAUGCAGUCCUGUGGCACCUCCUCCUCGUCUUCCUCCUCCUGCGGUGACGACUGCCCAGCAGCUGACUGCAGCACCACUCCCUGCCCAACACCAAGCCUCGAGUGCCGCCCAUCUGUACCACCCGGAGCUGACCUCACCACCUCCACCUCAUCAUCGUCCUCCUCAUCCUCCUCUGCGCCCGAGCCAGACAGUGAGAGGCCUCCCAAGAUGGGCUUCGCUGACAACCGCAUCAGGACCCUGGACGAGAAGCUGCGCACGCUGCUGUUCCCGGAGCCCGGUGCCUCUGACUCUCCACGCCCGGCCUGUUCUGGCGAGGGUCCAGAUCCCGGACAGCCUCUGGAGCAGGCCUCCCCUCUGCCUACCAGCCACAACGCCCAGGAGGCGGACACCCCCUUGGCUGGGUGUCCAUCUGCCAGUCUACCCGAAAAGCAACCCCCACUGCAGGCCGAGAAAAGCAUCUGUGAGCCAUCAGACCCCGGGGCCCUGGCCUGCCAGCCGCCAGGUGGAGCAACGCAGCACCAGAGUGGAGCUGGAGACAGUCGGAGCACCAGAGGAGCCAUCGAUCCAAGCCCGUCGGAGCAAGGCAGCUUGUUUAGCGUCUUCCCGGACGGCCAGCCAACUGUGCCGCUGCAGACCGGGCGCUUUCAGGUUUCUGCAGCUGCCCUGCACCCUGAAGGUGCUGUUCCUUCGGAUGACCAGGAGCUCUGUGCCAGGCUCGAAGCCCCGUCAGCCAGCUCGAAGGAUGAUGCCGGGGCUGACAGCAAGCCCAGGACAGGGAGCAUCAUCGGGGACUACGUGCAGAUGGAGGCAGCGCUGUCUUUCCAAUCAGGCAGCACCUUGGACCCUCGGGGCGACCAGGACGCAGUGCCGCUGGGCUGCAGUGAGGGCCAGAUCAGCUGGGAGGAUGGUGGGACUGGGAAUGCUUGGCCUGCUGCCGGCCAGUGGCUGAUGGAGGUGCGGAGGGCUGGCAUCAUCUGCAAGCAGCCAAGCACCGAGAGCGAGCUGUCUGCCCUGGCCGAGCCAGGCGAGUGGCCGCCGUGCGUGGGCUCCCUACAUGUUACCGAGGCUGUCCAGCCUGACCUGCCUGCCUGCAAUUCGCCCACUUCCCCCUCGCCCAUGAGCAGUGACAAUGAGUCCGAGGUGGAGGACGAUGACCUGAAACGGGAACUACAGAACCUCCGGGAGAAGCACAUCAAGGAAGUUGUGUGUCUCCAGGCACAACAGAACCAGGAGCUGCAGGAGCUGUACGAACGACUCCGGGUUCCCAAGGAUAUGUACGAGGACUUGCUGCAGUCCUCUUCACUGCCAGGCCGGCGCCAAAAGACCACCAAGGCCAAGAGCCGCACACUCAAGUCUCACUCUCUGAGUACCACCCCCACCAGUACAGGCUCCUUCUGUUACCCAGCUCCAUGCAGCCCGCAGCAGGUGGCAGGAGCCAAGAAGGGCACCUUCACAGAUGACCUGCACAAGCUGGUGGAUGACUGGGCCAAGGAGAGGAUCGGUGCUGCCUGCCUGAAGCCCAGCCUGAAUGAGAUCCGUGAAAUUCAGAACCGCCAGGACCUGGAAUGCUGGCAACAGCAGCAGCAGCUGUGUGACGGUGUCUCUCAAUCGUGUACAGUCUGGAUGGCGCCCACGUCGCAAGCUCAGGGUUUGCAGCCCUCUGGUAUCACCCCUCCGAACUGUCACCCCAGCCCCGCGGCUCCCUACUCCGUCCCGCACCGUUGCCCGUACUCGGGUCUGGCCAGAGCAGCGUACCAUGCUCAGCAGUCGGGGGGCUCGGCCUGCAGUGUCCCUCCUCAUGGGGCAGCUCCACCUCCUCCUCCUGCCCCCACGCAGCCGUCGAUGGCCCCAUGUCUGACUGGGGUGGGGGGAGCUGCUCAGACAUCACUGGCGGCCACUCCACGCUCCAAGUGAGAGGCA